UUAAAAAAGAAUAAAAUAAAAAUCUAAUAACGAAUAACGUAAAGAAAACAUGCUUCCUUCAUCGCUUUCCUAUCUUCAAACGCUCCCGCCAAUUCCUCAUCCGGAGCAAGUUAGCAAAGCCGGCAUACGGCGCCGAACGCUGCGCAUUGCUUGUGCCGGAAGAGGCAGCAAAGCUGCGAGGCCAGCCACUGACGACUACCAUUCCACUCUCAGAGCUCUCAACUCCAAAGGCAGGUUCCCCAGAAAAUCUCUUGGCCAGCAUUAUAUGUUGAACUCCGAGAUCAACGAUCAUCUUGCUGCUGCAGCUGGUGUUGGAGAAGGUGAUCUUGUGCUAGAAAUUGGUCCUGGAACCGGUUCCUUGACCAAUGUUCUGUUAAAUUCUGGUGCAUUCGUUCUUGCAGUUGAGAAGGACAAACACAUGGCCACCCUUGUGAGCGAAAGAUUUUCGAGCACAGGAAAGCUGAAGGUUUUGACUGAGGAUAUUGUCAAAUGUCAUGUGCGCUCCCAUGUGUCAUCUUUGUUUGAAAGUAUAACAGAAAUGGAUCCUGAAACUAAAAAAGCAAAAGUGGUUGCCAACAUUCCUUUUAAUAUCAGUACAGAUGUGAUCAAACUGCUACUUCCAAUGGGUGACAUUUUCUCAGAAGUGGUUCUAUUGCUUCAGGAUGAGACUGCCUUGCGGUUGGCAGAAUCAUCACUCAGGACUUCCGAGUAUCGUCCCAUCAAUAUAUUUGUUAACUUCUACUCAGAUCCUGAGUACAAAUUUAAGGUCCCAAGGACAAAUUUUUUUCCUCAGCCUAAUGUAGAUGCAGCUGUUGUCUCGUUCAAGCUGAAGCAGCCAAAAGACUACCCAGAAGUUUCUUCCCGGAAAAGCUUCUUCUCAAUGGUCAAUUCAGCUUUCAAUGAGAAGCGUAAGAUGUUGCGGAAGUCACUUCAGCACAUAUGCACAUCCAUUGAGAUUGAAGAAGCCUUAAGAAGCAUUAGUCUCCUACCAACAUCAAGACCAGAAGAACUAACAUUGGAUGAUUUUGUAAAGUUGCAUAACUUGAUUGUCAAAGAGUAGCAAUCUGCAUUGAUGCUGAACUUUUGAAGAGCAAUUCAUAUGGGAACAAGGUUCAGGUUUGCCCAUUUAUAAGGCCCCUUGUGGCCGCAAAUAUAUGAUCCAAGAAAAGAACCAACCUUUGAUGAAGAGCUAUGGCAUUUCAGCUUGAGGAUACAUUAUAUUAUCAGAAGUCUUCUACUGAUAUUUCAGGGCACGUUCUUAAUUGCAGAUUCAAACCCCAAUGUCCAAUCAGAAAUAUAAUUAGAACUGUAUUCCCUUGUGUGAUGUAUGGGUUUUAUAAGUUGGACUGCUAUGAAAAACAAUGUAGUUCGACCGAAUCACACCAGAAUGUAAAUGAAAGUGUUUCCGAAAAUUCUUCAAUU
Molecule: messenger RNA, 1422 nt
Organism: Arachis stenosperma
Lineage: Eukaryota; Viridiplantae; Streptophyta; Magnoliopsida; Fabales; Fabaceae
Product: ribosomal RNA small subunit methyltransferase, chloroplastic
Exons: 10
Coding region: 50-1060 (336 amino acids)
Biological process (GO): rRNA methylation
Cellular component (GO): mitochondrial matrix
Molecular function (GO): rRNA (adenine-N6,N6-)-dimethyltransferase activity
Source: RefSeq, a predicted model, not a curated record